CACGAUCAACCGCUUCCCUUGUCACAGUUCACAGAGCCCAGUGCCGCCCACCCAGUGCCAGUGCCAUGGGUGCCAGCAGCGUGGGCACCCAGUUCAAGUGUUCCCUGUGGCGCCAUUACCUAGGACACCUCAGACAGUGGGCAUGGGUGGUGGGCGCCCUGGUGGUGGCCCUCACGCCCUUCGCCCUCCUCGCCGGUCUGAAGUCUACAGCGCCUCCAGAGAACGUUGAAGCCUGUCACUUUGAAGCGCGGGGCCUUUCGACGGAAUGGCCGCUUGGUCUGCUGCAGUCUUUCGUGUGUGGGAUGUCCAAUGAGUGCCAAGAGGAGGGCCAAGACGACCUGCUGGACCACUUCCCGGGAGCUGCGGUAAACGAGCUUAUCAACGCGACGUACCUUAUCGAUGACAGCAGCAGCAGCAGCCUCCUGGACCGCCUGUUUGCCCUGCCUCGGAGCCUCAACCUCCUGAAGGGGCUGACAGACCUCAUCACCACCCCAGCCCUCUCUGCUCUCAUGGAAGACGGCUUGGAAGUGAGCGACAUAGUGAAGUCCCCCUCGAUACUGGCUGCCACGUUGACCUCAGAGCAUGACCUUGACCCGGCUGUGGUGGAGGCCUUCCUGGAGUCUCGCAUCAAUGUGUCCAGGGUGAUCUCCCUUGCUGGGGUGCGGGGUCCCAAGGAGGUGGUGUGCUCCCCUCAAUACUUGGGAGAGUUCCUGGUCACCAACAGCACCCACCUGGUCACUGAUCUCUCCUGGGCCCUCUGCCACCUCCCUUUGUCCGAGGCCGCUAACGUUACUGCAGUCUUCCUUGCCUCUCUUGAUCCUGGGAGGCUAAUUGUCAAGGUUGGGGAGGUGAUAGAGGCAGCCGGGGGAUACAAUGCAGAAAUCCUGAUGGAGCAGGUAGGGAGCCUGGUGGGUGCUGUGGGUCGCCUGGAAGGGUUGGCGCCCCUGGCCUCCUCCUUUUCCCCCAUCCUGAGUGCCUUGGAGCCUGCCAGGAGAGCCAUGGAGAUCUUGACCUUGAGUAUGUGGGAUGAGGUUAGCUUGGGUGACUUCCUAGGGUUUGUGGAGGGUGCAAUGGGGUCCCUCAGCACCGACAGCUCCAGAGUACUCACUGAGAUGGUGGAGCAGGCCACAGAUGCCACACUUCACCUCCUUGCCAUCGCUGAGAACCCAACCAACUUCACAAACCAGCUGGAGGGGCUUGGCGACCCAUGGGAGGCUGUCCUGACGGAGAUAGGGGUCACCACAGAGGGCAUCGUGGAGGAGAUGGAGGUCGUGAUAGGGUAUCUGAGGCAGCACCCUGUACAGCGCUCCCUCAUGUCACUUGCUGCUACUGGCCUGGCUACCUUGCUGCAUGUGGAUCCCUAUAACACCACAAGGUUUGAAUGGGAGCUGGAUGAAGUACUGAACACCAUACUGGAGGAGUCUCGGGUUCCUUUAAACACCACCUUCGCCCGCACCCUGCUGCCCACACUUCACUCUGCCAAAGUCUUCAUGCAGGCUGUCGAUGGUAUGGCGUCGCUGGUGGUGAAGGAGCCCCCCUUUCCUCUUCUCCCUUCCCUCAGCAUUCUGACUCUCCUCUCCAACUGCUCCCAGCUCAAGACUGCAGUGGAGGGGGAGGGGCUGGCUGCCUGGCUGUGUGGCGAGGAGUCCGUGGAGCAGUGGGGUCUGGAGGAGCACCACUCUUAUUCACUGUCGGAGAGGCUCUGCAGUGGUGCCGGGAAGACUCAGCUUGCAAACAUCACACAGCUGCUUCAGAACGCCCUCAGCUACUCACAGGAGCCACAGGACAGCAUGACGGCCUCAGAGGUGAUGGAUGCUGUGAUGGACCUGCUCAAGACCCUGGACUCCUCGACACACAUCCACCAGGCCCUUAACCUGACCGAGAGCACCCUCACUCCCUCGCUGGACCUGGAGUGGUGGCGGCGAUGGCGGCCUGAGGGGGAGGUGGUGAUGGGGCAGGUGGGAGGCAACAGCUCGGAGCCCCUCUUCCCCGUCCUUCCAGCCCUUGGCAGUGACGGGUUCCAGGAUCUUACGGAAGGAGUGAAAGACUCAAAGUACAUCAUACAAAGGCUGGUGAGCAUCUACCUGAACCUGGUGGGAGGGGGUUGUGGAGGUGCCCCAGGGUCCCUCGCCUCCGUCCUGCCCCCCGGAGGUCUGGAGAAUGUGGCAGACAUUGUGACCUCAGUCCUGGACACACUGGUGCACCUGGCGGCUGUGACCCAAGACCCAUGGCUGCCCGGUGACCUGCUGCGGCAUCCCAAUAUGACCUCCUUCCUCACCAGGAUCCUGCCACCAAAUGUGAUGGUGGUGGUGACUCGAGGCUUAGAGGUGGCGCAGUCCCCCUGGGUAGAGGUACCAGCGCCCAUCCCACAGCUGCUGGUGCUCCUCAAUGCAACUCACUCUGCUCUCGUCUCUGUGUUGGAGGAGGGGGAUGUGUGGGCAUGGUGUGGGGAGGGAGGCUGCCCACACUUGGCCAGCCUGACAAGCUACGCCCACCUGCUGCCUCACCUGGUGGCCUUACCUUACUUCACUGGCAUUGUUAAGCCGGGAGAGGAGGAGAUGCAGAUCCUAGCCAACAAUUCUUCCUGGAGGUAUUACCCUUGUCGGCCCCCAUCCAACACCACUGCUGCCUCCCUCACCAUGUUCUUCCCCCCGACCUCCUCCUUCAUCGCCACCUCGCAGCCGACCAUCGAGAGGGUCAAGGAGGAAGUGGAGGAUCUCGAGAAUUACCUGUGUGACAAUUUUGAUGUGAUAGUUGAUGAGUUGACGUCAAACGAGGAGCUUACAUCUGCUGUCAAGGCCUUCAUGGAUGACCUGACAUCCGACAAAAUCAACCUGGGUGCUGCUGUGAGUCUUCUGAGGUCACUGUGGCGCACUGUGACCCUGCUUGACAUCCCUGAGCUGGCCAACAACCUGACAGGGGGAUCACUUACCCUUGAGGAUUGGGAGAGACCCUUCAACUCCCUGGCUGUGAACAAGAGUGACCCUAGGAGAGUGCUGGUGGAGGAGGUGGAGCGGAUGCUGGAAAGACUCCUGGAUGAAGAAACGUGGAAUGGGACUCAUGUUACAUACCGCAACAUCAACUUAGGUCUUCAUGCUGCCCUCAACAUCUCCACAGCCCUCACACACACCCUGCAGAAGGGAGGUGUGAGUCUGGCAGACCUGCUUGGUGUGUCGUCAGAUGACCUGCUCUUCUCCCGCUUGCUGCAGGGUCCCCAAGGCCUGGCUGACAUCCUGCUUGCUGAGAUGAACACUUCUGUUAUCACUGCUGUGUUGGAUAGGGACGUGCACAGCUGGCUCAGCGGGGCGUGCAACCGCAGCAGAGACUGGAAUGCAUGGGUGGAGCUGCUCUGUAACUUCACCCUUGGCGAACCAAUGCCCAGAUUCAUGAGGUCCAACCUGGCGGCGACUGUUUUGGAGGCAGUGGCACAGUUCACUUCGGCAGAGACACCAUCACCACCGCCACUACCAGUGUCACCCUCACAGCUUGUCACCAGUCUGGAGAACCUUGGUGAAGCUCUCCGCCAGUUUGACUUCACCAAGCCUCCAGUCGUGCCUGAUUUCAACCUCCUGGUGAACGCCUCACGGUGGGAGGCAGACAGACUGCUUGCCGCUCUGAGGGUGAUGCAGGAGGACUGGCCAUUCCUCCUCCUGGACGCCCUGGUGCAGAGGGGACCAGUGGAGGUGCAGGCGGUGGUGAGGGAGACUGACUUUGCCCUCUCCUUACUCCUGCAGGGACUCCCUUCCUCUUCAGGCACCAACACCACCAUUACCGAACUCUACCAGGUCCUCAAUACUUCCUGGGUGGACCUCCUGGCUGGCAUCCACCACAACAUCCACCGUGAAGUGCCCCUGGAGACCCUGACAGUGGAGAACGUCUGUGGGGGGAAUUCCACCCUUGAGGAGCCUGAGGGAGGUGACGGGAGCUUCCUGGAGGCUGUCGAGAAGCUGUGUCUCUUUGUCUCCUCCAACCCAGACAUUUUUGAGGAGGUUAAAUAUUUACAGAACACCUCAGCCCCACUGCCGUCCACCAAGGCCGUGUACAGCAAGAGCCAGGUCGUGGCAGGCAGUGUGCAGCGGCUGGUGGUGGCGGCAAGGGACCAAGGGGUGAGGGACGUCCUUGGCUGGCCGUCCUUCUUUGUCAAGGAGAACUGGAGGCGUCUCUUGGGCAAGAUUUACCCGAAUGUUGCUGAUGAGAUCACCGCCAAGGACCUGGAGGAGCUGGUACCGUCCAUGGUGUUGGUUUUGGGGUGGCUUGGUAUGCCCCAGAAUUCCACCUUCCCCAAGAGUAUUGUGCUGCAGGUCAAGUGGAUGAACCUCAUGUUGGCCCAGGACUUGGAGGAGGUGCUAAACAGAACAGUGGUGCUGAGUGGCCUGGCCGACACCCUCACCCUCACUUCCCCCGGGGCUCUGAAGGACCUUGUACAGAGCCUCACUCAACACCCUGACAAGGUUGGAGAAGCUCUGGUGGCACUGGAGGGGGUGGAGAGCUGGAUGGAGGUGUGCCAGCUUAAUGUGAGUGCCCUGGGGAGUGAUGUCGCUGCUCUACUUAAGGAGGUGUGCCAGGUGAAGGAGGAGGACCUGGUGCAGGAGCUGAGGAGCCUCUUGGGUCUUGAUCUGCUGCUGCAACCAGACCCUAUCAUGACCCUGGAGGAUUCCCUGAAGCUCCUCAUGGCUUACAUCUCCACCCUGGAUGAGAUGGAUAAGGUUAGGACGCCCCUUGCUGCCCGCGGUGGCCUCGUGCAGUACCUGGGGCUGCAGCAGUGGAUGGACGUGCCCUCCGAUGCCUUCAAUGUCACGCUGGAUGAGAUGGAAAUGAACAGCACCAUGAUUGUGGCCGGUGUGCUGGGCCCCCUGGUGGUACGGGGCAGCGAGGACACUCCGGAGGGCCACAUCAUUAUGAACGUCCUGUUCCUCUUGAGUAGUUACCUGCGGAUGGUGCGCUGGUUCUUGCUGGCAUCUGCAGGGAGUGUGAAGGAGGCUUACAUGGACAAGCCAAUGGUGAUUCAGUUCCUAGAUCUGCUGGACCAGUCACCGGAGAUUGCCAAGGAGUACGUCAGUCUUCUCAGCCACUUCUCCACAUUAUCCAAGGUGGUGGAGAUGCCAGAGGAACCACCGUGUACCUUCCACAUGUCCCUUCUGGAGAAGCUAGCAGAGGUGGAGGGGGUGGAGGAAGGCAGUGAGGGAAUGAAGCUUCUCAACAAAACUAUUCUCUUUCUUUGCGACAACUCCACUCAGUCGUCCCUCUGGAGACAGCUGCACCCAGGCUACCCUCCGGUCAUUAUGGGUGAGGUUGUGGCUGUGGAUGCAGCAACCCUCGGCCACCUGCUGACAGACGUGUGGAGGGGCGUGGCGGAUGCAGUGAAGGGACGGCAUCCAAGAGGGGCCUUCCACCCCCCGCCUUGGCUUGCAGAGAAGCGCUGGGAUGGGGUGUACCAAAAACUGCGGAAUUUUACCAAGAGGCCACUGGGGGAGCUGGUGCCGGAGAUGGCCUUCCUGGGGCUGUCGGCUGCCCACACACAUUCCCCGCCCUCAUGGGUAAACAACACCUUGCCAUUGGUCGCCUCUGUGGUGUACCAGCUGUCCCACCGCCUCGCUCAAAGCAUUAAUGAGACGACUGGCACUGUGGACCUGUCAACAGCAGUGCAGGACCUGGGCAGUGUGAAGGAGGUGGUGGCAUUCAUGGCUCCCAGGCUGCCAACCCUCACGUCCCUGGCUCUGUGGUUCCCCGAGUCAUAUGCCAGCUGGAAGUUCUUCCGAGGAGACCAUUGGGUUGAGAUACUAGAGGAGAUGUGUGAGAGAGGACCUCAGCUGCUCCUCCUGCACCCCAGACUCCCACAGCAGGAGUGGGAGGCCUUAAGACACACAUUCUGCAACCUUUCACUUCCCCAGCUGGGUGAAGACCUCAACCCACUGUUCAAUGUGACAGAAGUUAUGAAGGGUGAGACGGUGGACUUGAACAAGGUGAAGGAGGCAGUAGGGGAGCUGAUAAGGAGUCUGGCAUUCCUGGACCCCUACAAGCUGGAGGAACCCUUCUCCAGCAAUGCCUACACACUCACCACGACUCGCCUCGGCCCAGUGCUAAGAAUCAUUCAGGGCACGCUGGGACAGUUGAUCUGGCUGCGUCGAGGGACAAUGGAACGAAUGAGCAAGUCGUCACAGCACCUGGCAGCACACACCUUUGCAAUGCUCAUGGGAGCUGUGGAUCCAAUCACCUCAGACAGAGAUCACAGCCUGCUAGAGAGACUGGUAGACCCUGACCUGUUCCUGCAGCUGGUCAAGGAUUACCAGAACAUUCAGCAGCACAUGAGGGAUGCAGUAGUGAGCCAUGUUAAACCUCCCAACUAUGACUCUAGCGAAAGAUACCCGUUGUACGGCCAGGUGUACUCCGACACAUAUGCAACCCUGCUCAACCUGACGGAAUCCCUGGCAGUGCCCCGUGUGCCAGGAGGUGGGAUGCCACCGGGAGAGUUGGUGGAGGCCAUCCUGUACAACACGCUCUAUAAUGGAGGAGAGAUCAUCAAAAUUCAGAAAGAUCUGACAUGCAACUCAUUCUUCGUGGAGGUAACUUUGAAGGGGGACUUUGUGGAGAUGCAGCAGUUGGUGGAGGUGGUGGAGAGGCAGCUGCUGGGAAAGGUGGAGGAGCACGUGGAGCUCAUGUGUCGCUUUCCAUCCUCCAACCUGACGCAGCUGUUGAGGAGCCUGUGGGAGGAGCUGGGCUGGAGGGAGGAAGUGAUCAAGGUGAUAGAAAGUGCAGAGACCAGGAACACCACUGUCCUCUGUGCCACCUUGGUGGACCAGGUCAUCGCCACUUAUGAGAAGUUCGUGGAAGUGGUGCAGCAGUAUGAGAGGGAUGAGGGGGCCAGGACACGCUUCACUGGCUGCCUGAGUGAUGUCGUCCACUCUGAUGCAGGACAGCAACUUAUAGGGCUCAUGGUGGCAACAGGGGACCUCCUCAGAUCAGUCUCCACCUCAGCAAACCUUACAGGGAUGUUUGCCUCCCUGAGAUCGCUCCCCAGGAUACCUCGGGCCCUGAGAACACUGGCAUCCCGCGUGUCCGUCAUGGUGCCGCUACAGGAGGUGCUGGUCAGGGAUUAUGACGAGAAGCUGAACAUGAGUGGCAGAGUGUUGGAAGCCACGCAGCGACUCCUGGUGGAUGUCAACAGGAUUUACCCGGGUGAUGUGGAGGAGCUGGCAGUGCUGAGUGAGACGCUGGAGGGGAUGCAGAAGUGGUGGAAGGUGAUGGAGGCUGAAGGGGCCAACCAUUCCUCAAUACAGGGCCCUGAGGAGGAGACACCCUUAGAAGUAUUGUAUGAGUUUGCCAAGAGCAGAGGGCCUGACGUGUUUGCUGCAGACCUCCUGGAGAAUGUGAACUACACGUAUCUUCUCAGUGAGGUGGAUAAUAUGAGGAUGAAGGCUAUUUUGUCUCUCACCUGGCUGGAAUCCCUCAUCUCCCAUCUCUUUGUUGCUGUCGAGAGUCUGACGGUGCUUAGUCGGUCGGGAGGUGUCAUGGAUCUUGAUAAGAUGAUUAGCAGGGAGGACCCAGUGGCAUUCCUCUCAGAGUCUGUUGAGUUUAUACACCUGGAGCAGUGGAGCCACCUAGCCAAGAGCUUCCAGGGCCUGUUGGAGGAAGGGGUACCACUUCUGACGGGGUCACAGCUGGGGGAGGACCUGCAGAGUGUGGUGGAUGGCGUGAACAGCAUUGUGGCGGUGCGGGACAUGGGACUUCUCGACUUCAAUGUGCCUGUCACCUCCUUCAUCGUCAACUGGACAGGGCUGGAGGACUACCUGCUGAGGGACCUGAAGAUGGAGCCCAGUGUAGUGGAUGCCUUGGCCACUGCACAACUCAACCUCCUCUCACUGCUGUCUCUGGAGGGGUCAUCAGUGGAGGAGAUGCUGUGUGGGGGCCACCAGAUGGGCCGCCUGGUGGUGCUGCCAGCCAACACAGAGGUCACCCCUGCACAGCUCAGCUCUGCCCUCUGCUCUACCAACGACACCCAGGCCCUUGCCACCUCCUUCCUCUCACACCUCAACCUGACUCCACUCAUGACACUGCUCACCAGGUUUGGAGUCAAUGCCAGCCUGUCCUCCCACGGCUUGAGUCUCGAGGAGGUGGCCAAGGCGAUAAAGAACGUAACAGAGGUAUCUGAGUACCUGCCCACAAUCCUCACCACCCUGAGAGCCUUCCACAACCUGUCCGAGAUCCUGCUUGCCCCUCCACAGGCUGAGAUGCUCGUGGACAAUAGGACAGUGGCCACCAUUGGGGACAUUACCUCCCCUGAGUUCCUGGAGCGUGCCGGCCAAGCUCUGUGUGGCCGGCCCCUCACACUGAUGCCCGACAGGUUACAACUGCAGAAAACCAAAGGAAAGAAGAGUUCCUCGUCUGGUGAAGAGCUGGGUGUGUGUGAGAGGCUACACGAGGACCUGCGUUCUCUGCCUGGCGGUGGGCUGCUCUUCCACUACAUUAAGCCUCUUCUCACUGGAAAAAUAUUCUUCACUCCUGACAACACCAUCACCAGAGCCAUCAUUGCCCAGGCCAAUGAGACGUUUGAGGCGGUGGACCGACAGCGACAGAACCUCAAGAAGAUGUCCCAGGAGGCAAAGGGCAUGACAAGCUCCUCCACCACUGAGUUUGACCUGAAGCGGCUGGAGGAGGCCCUGCAGUCUCCGUGGGUGCAGGGAGCCAUGAAGGAGCUACUGCAGUCUGUUCCUUCACCCGUCUCCUCCCUUGACUUCUCCUCCUUGCCAUCCAUCCCCUCCCUCAUGGCUAACCUGAAGGAGGCCACCCCACAGCUCCUGGAGUCCUCUGAGUUGGUCAGGGAGUUCUCCGACGUGCUGGAGGUCGGGGUGAGUCUCAUGUCCUGCAUGCAGCUCCAGAGGUUCAUCCCAGUGAGCAAUGAGAGUCAGCUGCUGGAGGAGGCACAUGAGGCAGUGGAGAGGAGGGAGUUCCUGGCAGGCGUUGUGUUCCAGGGUGUGGGGGAGAGCGGCAGCACAGAGACUGUCCUGCCAGCUGACCUCACUUACACCAUCCGAGUCGAUUACAGCAAGAGCCCUCCAACCUUCCUUCUCGGACCCAAGUUCUGGCGUCCUGGUCCAUACUCUGACGUGGCUUUCUACAUGAGGUACCAGCAGGGCUUCAUACAGCUGCAGGAGACUCUGGAACGUGCCAUUCUGAAGCUUUACCACCAGCAGGCCAAGGCAGGACAAGGGGCAGCAGGACAGCGGAGGAAGCGUUCAGCAGACUCCCCACUGCCACUGACAGAGGAGGAAGAGGACUUGUUGCUGAACCUCCCCGUGCACACCAAGCAGCAGCCAUACCCAUGCUACACCAAGGACGACUUCCUGCAGAUGGUGAAUGAGUCGCCGGUGAUGAGCUUCAUCUUCUCGUUCCUGUCACUGGUGCUCUUCUCCACCUUCAUCAUCCAGCAGCUGGUGCAGGAACGCGAGUCACGUAACAAGCAGCUGCAAGAGGUGAUGGGGCUGCGGCUGUGGCUUGACCAUUUGGUGUGGCUGCUGUGCUCGCUGGUGCUGCUGCUCAUCAUCGUGCUGCUGUCUGCCUUCCUCCUCUCCUUCGGGGGACUCCAACCUCGGGCGGACUUUGGGCUGUUGCUGCUCUUCCUCUUCUGCUAUGGCCUCAGUGUGGUGUCCUUCUGCUACCUGGUGGCCUGCCUGGUGCCGACAACAGUGCUGGCGGUGUUCACUGGAGUCAUGUUGCUGCUGGUCUUCAACAUUCCCUUCGUGUCCAUCUCUGUCAUCCAAGCCACUGUGCCUUUGAGUGCCCUUAUAAUGACUUGUCUGCUUCCCUCGACCGCAUUUGGUUUCGGCUUCCGCAUCAUCUGUCAGUAUGAGCUGGUGGAGGAGGGUGCCAACUAUGCCAACUUGUGGACUCCCCCAACCAAAGGCUCGGAGAUGACGUUGGGCCUGGCCAUCUCCAUGCUGCUCCUGGACACACUCCUCUUCUUCGUCAUCACCCUCAUCACCACCCACCUCAGGAAUGGUGCUCCUCGGCGCCGGCAAGGAGAGGGCAGUGCAGAGGCUGCCAACAACCGCUCCAGCUUUAUGCAACACUUCUCAGGCAAACAGACUAAUGAUUUCACCCUCAACAUGUUUCCAGAGUGCCGUGUGGCCGACCUCUCCGGGGCUCCUGACUCUAAGGUGGCGCCAGGCAAGGAUGAUGUGAGCUCCAUAAAAAAGGAGGCUGUGCAUGUUGUUGACCUCGACCUGGGGCUGAAGCAGUCCCUCCAGAAGGGCCUGAGCAUCACAGGACUGCGGAAGAUCUACCACCAGGGUGACAGUGAGUCGCGGGUGGCAGUGGACGGCAUGACACUUGACCUGUAUGAGGGGCAGGUCCUCGCACUGCUGGGACACAAUGGUGCAGGGAAGACCACCAUCAUCUCCAUGUUGACCCAUGAGGUGAAGCCAACAGCUGGCAAGAUUGAGGUGUACGGUGAGGACACCAGCACCAGGGAAGGGUGGGAGAGGGCACGCCAGAUGAUUGGACUUUGCCCCCAGGAGUCAGUGCUCUUCCCUCUCCUGACAGUCGAGGAAACACUGGCUUACUAUACGGCCCUCAAGCAGCACCCCUCAGAUCCACCACCCACUGAUGUCUCCAAGGUGCUGGCCAACAUGGAUCUGCUGGAGCACCGAUACUACCUGUCCCACCAGCUGUCAGAGGGGCUGCGCCGGCGCCUCUGCAUGGCCCUGGCCUUCGUGGGUAACUCCAAGCUGGUGGUCCUGGACGAGCCCACCUCUGGCAUUGACCCGGCAGCGCGCUCUGUCAUGUGGGAGGUGAUCAGCAACAAUCGGAGUGGCCGAACCAUUCUGCUCACCACACACCACCUGGAUGAGGCUGAGACACUGGCUGACCGUGUGGCUGUCCUGCAUAAGGGGCGGCUGCUGUGUGUAGGCUCCCCACUGGCCCUCAAGUCGGAGUAUGGCAUUGGCUACAGCAUUACCCUCAGCAAGUCCACCCUGGCGCCUCCCUUGCCGCCCACUGACACCAAGACUGACACCCUGCACGCCUUCAAGGAAAAGUCUGCCCUCUCCUACUGUGAGCUGCCCUUGAAAGUACACAAACCCAACAAUGAAGGUUUUGGUGGCAAGGAUGAGUCGGGCAAGGACAGAACCUGGGAGCUGCUGACCCAGUACGUCCCCAACGCUCGCCUGCUGGAGAGUGUCAAUGGGGAGGUGACGUACUCCCUCCCCAUCAACGACGCUGCUGGCAACACUAACAGACUCCCGGCGCUGUUCGGGGAGCUGGAGAAUCGCCUGAGGGAGCUGGGGUACGUGUCGAUGGAGCUGCGGCCAACCAGCCUCGAGGACGUCAUCAUUGCCCUCAACACCAUUAAUGCCUUCGAGUCCUCCUCCAACCGCACCAGUAUCAGGGUGGAGGCACCCCUCACCUCCCAGAAAGACCUCACCACUGCCUACAACUUCACCCUGCAGCCGGCCACGUGCUGUGUGGGGCUGCGGCGCCUCCUUGCUCUGCUGCACAAGAGGCUGCUGCACCACGGCCGAGACUGGCACUUCUAUGUUCAGAUGUUCAUUCUACCGUUCCUGUUCAUCCUGCUGGCAAUGAUUGCGUCCAAGCUGCGCCCAAGCUUCAGCAAGGCCAGACCCAUCACCCUCAACUCCUCCCUCUACCCAGCCCCUGCCACCACCUUCCUCAGGACUCUUGAUCCCACCCUUGAACCCCUGGCUGAGGAGGUGACCCGAAUCUCCCUGGGGCUUGAGAACGGAGCAGGGAAUUGGUCCUCUUGCCCUGGAUUUGUGGCAGACACCAACCCUGGCAUAGAGGAGUGCAGCAUCUCUGGAUCAAGUGUGCAGUCAAGCUGCCAGUGUGUGGAGGAGAGGUGUGUGGUGGAGGCGAGUGGACAGCCAAGCCUCAAUGACUGGAUCCUCGCCACACGCACUGACCACGUCCAGAGCAGACACGGCGGCAUCACCCUGGGCGUGAGGGACCCGAGGGAGGGCGACGAGGGCAGGCCAGGGGCGCUGGUGUGGUAUGACAAUGCAGCCUACCACGCCCUGCCAGCCUACAUCAACCUGCUCAACAAUGCCCGGCUGCAGCGGCUGGCUGGCCCUCACCACUCCAUCACCGCCGUCAACCACCCCAUCGUGUUCACCCUGCACGGGAUGUGGAGCAUGAGCAUACAACAACAUGUGGCUGACCUGGGCAUUGGCUUGCUGGUGCUGGUGGCACUGACAGUGGUGUGCUCGGCCACUGCGGGCUGUGUGGUGGCCGAGAGGGUGCGGGGCGAGAGGAGACUCCUACACCUUGCUGGCCUGUCCAAGAAGACCUACUGGAUUGGCAGUGCUCUCUGGGAUACUGCGGUUGUGGUGCUGAACAUUGUGCUCAUCUCUGUGGUGUUCCUGGCAUUCAAGGAGCAGCAGUUCAUAUGGAGGGAGAACUUGGCAGCUUUCAUUCUCCUGGCCUUCCUGUAUGGACUCAGCAUCCUGCCUCUCUUCUACCUGCUGGAGGGCUGGUUCAGGACGGAAGCUUCAGCCGUCUUCUUCUUCUUCUGCUCCUUCUUCGGGGUGGGACUCAUCACCACCCUGCUGCUGGUGGUGUGUCAGGUCAUGUCCUACAUCAAGGAGGGGGAUUAUGAGAGGGCGUCGGCAGCCAUUGGGAUGAAUGACACAGCAGCAGUGAUCAAGUAUGUGUUCCUGGUGUUUCCGCCCUUCACCUUCACCUGCAGCCUCAAGGACAUGGCCGCCAGCUACACUAGGGCGUCUAUCAUGGCUCGGUUUGACAUGGACCUGUACCAGUCACCAUUCAUGUGGGACAGUGACCUGCAGGGUGGCCUGGGGGUGUACAUGGUGGCCCUUAGUGUGUGGGCGCUGGUGGGCUGGGCACUGCUCCUCUGCCCCCGGCCCAAACCCCACCCUGCCCCACUGCCUGUGGCCGGGACAGCUGAGGAAGACCAGGAUGUGGCAGCAGAGAGGAUCAAGAUCCAGUGUGGCGGCACCUCCCUCUACGAUACUGUGCUGCGGCUGGUGGGCCUCGGCCGGGACUUCAGCAGCCCCCCCAUCACGGCAGUGGGCAGUCUGUUCUUGGCUGUGCGGCGUGGUGAGUGCUUCAGUCUGCUGGGUCUGAAUGGUGCUGGCAAGACCACCACCUUCCGUUGCCUAACGGGCGACCUGCAGCCAUCCCGGGGUCAGAUCCUGGUGAAUGGGCUGCUGCUUGAGGAGGCGCUGGACCUGUCCACACCUAUCCUCAGCUAUUGCCCACAAGAGAAUGCCCUGGAUCCUAACCUUACCCCCCAAGAGGUGCUUACCAACAUGGCCAGGAUCAGGGGUGCUUCUGGCCCAAGGACAAACAAGGUGGUGCAGCAGGCCAUCAAGCAGCUGGGCCUGAGCAGAGAGGCAAACACCUACGUGCGGAAUCUGUCUGGCGGCAACAAGAGGAAGGUGUCAGUGGCACUGUCACUGCUGGGCAACCCUCUCCUGGUGCUGAUGGAUGAGCCAACCACAGGCAUGGACCCAGCAUCACGGCGGCUGGUGUGGCGCGCUAUACAGAGUGUGUCACAGGACAGUCGCUCUGUGCUGCUGACAUCACACUCCAUGGAUGAAGUGAACCAGCUCUCCCACAGGAUGGCCAUCAUGGUGAACGGCCAGUUUGUCUGCCUUGGCUCACCACACUACCUCAAGCACCGACUCGGCGACAGGUACACGGUGAGGCUGAAGACGAGGGACAUUGAAGACAUGACCUACGUGGUGGAUUACCUGCGCAGUCAUCUCAAGGAAGUACUGCUGAAGGAGCAGCAUCACCUGAGUCUGGUAGUGGAGGUGAGUCGUCAGAUGUCCCUGCAACUCAUCUUCGACACUCUCAAUGCAGCAAAAUCUUUGGGAAUCACUGAAUAUGAUGUGUCCCAGACCACGCUAAAUGAGGUAUUCCGGGUGCUGACCUCGCACCAGGGUGACGGCCUUACUCCUCUGCCCGUCAACAUUGCCCAGAGCCGAGGCAGCAUCCCCUCCCUCCUUCCUCACCACCAGCCAGCCCAGACUAAACUGGGCAAGGACAUGGGCAAGGACAACACAUUCCAGCAUCCAUCCAUCCUUUCCCCAGUGGAGUGCAUCAAUCCCACAAUCCCAUAUGGCAACUUUAAGUAUGCACUGAAGGGACACGGGAGGGAUGGUUCACUUCCCCCUGAGAGCAGGUCAGCCAGUGACAGCCCUGAAGAGGAGUGGACGCACCUCUGAGUCACAUGACUAGUGAUGCAAAACUUGUGCCGUCACCUUUGAGCCUCGUUGAAUGAACAGUUUGGUCUUUUACACAUUAGUGACUAAGACGCAGAUCAGAUGCCACAGCAGCAAUUCAAGAUCAAAACUCCAUUGUGUGCUCCCCUGAUUAAGUAUGAAGCUAAGAAAAAAAUUAUGCAGUUAAGUUUUGAAGCAUUGUGACACUGGUGAAGAGCUUUGCCUUUGAAUUAUGGUUAAAAGACAUGUACAUCUCCUUAUAAAUUUACUCUGACCUGUUUGAUACAAUUUAUUGGUAAUUUUGUCCGGGUUGCUAGAGGAAACAUUAAAUUCUCUGGAAAUCAAUGCGUACAUCUGUGAAGCUUGAAAUACGUCAUUAGGGGUUGAGAGGAGAAAUGUUAAACAAAAAGUAUUGAGGCAACAAAGGAAUUCACAAGACAAAUUGAGUUUUAAUUUUUGUAAGAACUUCAAGGUACAGAAGGAUGAUGCACUUUUCUUCCUGUGCUGGCUGUGUCUCCUGCUCAGCACAUAUUAAAGAAAUGUUAGCAGUUUGGACACCUUUAGAGGAUGCCAGCCCAGAGAGUACAAGAAGUAUGGACUGUCAAGAUGAAAUUUAUGGAAACUGUGAUCCUGCUGUAUUUAAAACUGAAUAAACUUAGCAGACAGGCACAGGUGUUGCUUGUCAGUGGAUAUUUGAUGCAUACUGUGUUGUAGGCUAGUGUUUUCUUGCGUGCCUUGGAAGCGGCCCAGAGCUUUGGCCUCGAGGGAACCUUCUACUUAGGAUAUGCCUUGGUCACAUUGUAAGCAGUGUGACUUGGGCCACAGUAAGUUGUGUUGUUUUCUAAAAUAGGGUCAGGGGAAUCCUUAUAAGUAGAAUUCAAAAGUCUGGAUUUCUUGGUAAAUGUUAGAAUAGCCCAAACUGUAACAAAUUGUACUGCAGUGCACAAAUUAUAGAAUAAUCUAAUAUUGUACAAAAGUAUGCAGACAAUGGAUAUUUUGAAGUAAUGCCAUUUAUAUAGUGAGGUGGUUAACUAUAAUGUCAUUUAUAUAGUGAGGUGAUGGUUAACCAUGUCCCCUUAUGAGCCAGCCUGUCAGGCAGCCCAGACACCAGAGACCCUUUUACCUAGAUAGGAGUUCCUGAGUAGCACUAGUUGUAUAUUAUUUUUGUAGGGUGCAGGUUCUAAUAGAGGCUCAACAUUUUGUGAUACUUUUCCAGCCUUGGCAUGAGUGCCUUACUUGUUACUACUGUGAUAAAGUUUUCAAACCUCUUUAUUUCCAAGGUCCAGUCUCCUAUACAUGCAGAAUGUUAGAAACUUUCAUGUUGGUAUAAUGCGUGUAGCAAUAACUUUUUUUUUUUUUACUUGGUGUGUACAUCGGCUGUUGCAACGACUUGUGGCUCAGUCUUACUCAACCUGUCCAUCCUCCAUUUCAAGUGUUACAUUUCUAGCCUCUCCUAUCUCUCUCCCUUCACUGGUUUUAGAACUUUCUAACACCUUGUGUACUAUGAUUAGUGCUGGCUGUCACAUCAGGCCUUUAAUUUUUGUAAAGUCCAGUGGCCUGUUAGUCCUAAUGAUGCAUCUUCUGUACACUCUCAUUUGGCGAGGUCAUUUUUUAAAGUUGUUAGUGGAAUUUCAUUAGUAAUUGCAUUGUCUGACUUUCAUGCAUUACAGUUUUCUAGUUGAUAAUGGUGAUGAAUGUAAUUGAGGAGAUUGAUGAAUAUAUAAAAAGCAAAAACACUUAUAAAUGAUGUUAAUUUAGCUUACAUAAUUUAUGAAAUGAUGAAAGUUAAUUUAACAUAUUAAGUUACAUUAUGAUAAUUUAACUUACAUAAUUUUCAUAAAGCUGGUCUUAGAUUAAUGUGCAUUGUUGUUAAGAGUGCCACAGUCACCUUGCUAAGUGCGAGUGUAUGCUGGCUCUUGGAGCCAUCAGGACAGGACUUCACCAUUACCAGUACAUUUUCCUACUGGUAAACUGAUAACACUCUUCUCACACUGAUGAUUCUCAUUGGUAUGAUGUGACUGGAGGUGAUUCAGUGCAAAGUAAUGUGUUAGUGUAAGGACGAAAUUCUGAGAUGUGCAUAAAUAUUCUUUUAUUACAAACAUUCAGGACUUAA
Molecule: messenger RNA, 16311 nt
Organism: Scylla paramamosain (green mud crab)
Lineage: Eukaryota; Metazoa; Arthropoda; Malacostraca; Decapoda; Portunidae
Exons: 91
Coding region: 66-14201 (4711 amino acids)
Biological process (GO): transmembrane transport; lipid transport
Cellular component (GO): membrane; intracellular membrane-bounded organelle
Molecular function (GO): ABC-type transporter activity; ATP binding; ATP hydrolysis activity
Source: RefSeq, a predicted model, not a curated record